CCAUCCAUUCUCGCCCUUUCCCGUCCAUUCUUCAUCUCCUCUCAGCUCGUAAUUCGUGAAUUCGAUCACUCCUCCGUCCUUCCGUCUCGUCCAAAUAGCACCUUCGUAUUCCGUUUCUUCAUAUUCUAGUCUCCGACACCGCUGCUCCCUUGCUUUUUCACGCUUUCGCGCAUUAGAGCGAGGUACAAAUACCUAGAAGCUCUGUAUAGUGUGGAAUCUGUCUCUCGUCACCGCUUUUUCCCCGAAUCUUCGCGUUCCGAGGAUUCGAACCUCGUUGACCGCUCAGCACGGGAAGCUAUUUCAGCUCGACAUGUAUCGGAGUUCAUUUCGGGAAAAAUAGAAGCCGGACUCUCGCUAACUACUAGUUACAGCGGAAGUAACUAGCCACACGCAAAGUAAUUACAUACAGCACAGCUUGUUGACUGCACUCGGUUCCCUACUACCCGCACAGAAACUCCCGUAUUCGGCCGCCUGACGAGCAAGCACCUCCGCCGCAGUUUCGGACCGCUUCUGUUUUCUUGGAUUCGAAGGGUCGCUCUAUCGCCAUAAGGAUGCCUAUCGGAGCUUCUCCUCCCGCUAUAAGCUUCUUCCAUUCCCGUCACCUCGUGCACAGCCAAAGUUCCACGAUGUCGAUAUCGAUAUCGACUACCGCUGGUGUCGCUGAAAGUGCGGUACCAAGCUUGUCGCGCGCGCAAAAACCGGCGCACCCGCCGGAACUCAUUCCGGCGACAGAACCCAAGAGCAUGCCGUCCGCCAGGGUAAUAUCUUGGGCGAGGGUGACGUCAGCGGAAGGGGUGUCAGCAGUAGCAGCAGCGCCAGGAGCCGAAUUUUGUUGUAUCGAGGCGCCUGAAUCCUGGGCGUCAGAUGCGGCAGCAAGCCAUUUUCAGACGUCGUCAGCUGUAGCAGAGACGCUAGUGGCGGCCCUGGCAGGAGCGUCGCCAGGUCAGCGUGGACGACAACAACGUCGCCAACAACGUCGCCAGCAGCGUCGUCAGCAUCCGGCUGUCGCCGUCGCUCGAGACUGCCUCUGGCGAUUGUUACAGACGUGCUUGGAGCUUUGCUGGCUCGCCCUGGUCAUCGUCGUCUUCGUUAUAGGCUGCACGCUCUCGCGCUAUAUCGAAUCCAUGCGGACUCCUUAUAACGGGGCUGGCCUGGAACUCGCCUUCAGCGAAGCGUGCAGAGGAGAGGCCCACACCUCCGUGCGUCCCGCCAUGCUUCCCGCCGUUCUCCCCGCCGUUCUCCCCGCCGUUUGUUCCGCCGAGCUUCGCACCGCGUUCUCCGUACCCGGCGCAGCUUCGCCGCGUCUCCCGCUGCACUGCAGUUUAGAGUCGUCACCCGCGCUAGAGCUCGCACUCGCCUGCAACCAUUCGCAGCGUUCCUUAUGCAAGCGCAGCCAAGGCAGCCAUUCGUAUUCCAAGCGCGGUACUUACGGCGCUGUGUCCGCGCCAGGGGUUCUGCCGACGGGCACAGAUGACGUCAUCUGGAUCCGUCGCCAAACCGAGGAUGCUGUCGUCAGCUUGUCGGACGACGAGAUGAGCCCGCGCUCAACGCCCUUGGAAACUGAGGCACCGCAACGUCAGCUGGUCGCCACAUCAUCACCGGCUACAAGGCAUCUGUUGCUGUAUGGAGAACAUACAUCAAGUCGGGCGAAAGUGAAGAAGAGGGAGGAGCAAGAGCCAGGGCGCAAGAGUGCCUCAUACCUGGCUUUGCUCGCAAGUUCUUCCAGUAAUGAGUCACACCCAGUAAUAGGCGCAGUGGACUCAGCAGCAGCCGCACGAGAAAGCGUCGCCACAGCUGCACGGAAUACUGUUGAUAAAACAGAGUUGCUGCCUGAAGCAUUGCCUGUGUUGGGAAAGCAAACUCAACCUUUCACAGGAAUCAGCAGCUGACCUUCAUGACUUGUCUAGGUUUGUGUAUGGAUGGAGAAUUCAAAGUGGAGAUCCGGGGAGGUGCCGAAGACCUUGGAGGGGCAACCUCUCCAGUCUCAAUUGACUAGACGGCUGCAAACUGGUGGUGCUUAACUAUGCCAACAAACUGGCAGUCUGUAGGGAAGACGAUGGUAGGUGGCGGUGAUGAGGGAACGGUAAGACAAAUUGCAUACAUUAAUGAAUUUAGUGCCGUAGCUUUGUGAUGGCCACAUGUACAUGUGUAUAUUUGUCAGUUCUGCAUGUGGUUUUAUUAUGGGUGAGCUAUAAUUUUUGGUGAG
Molecule: messenger RNA, 2206 nt
Organism: Closterium sp. NIES-67
Lineage: Eukaryota; Viridiplantae; Streptophyta; Zygnematophyceae; Desmidiales; Closteriaceae
Source: the annotation of a GenBank genome assembly